AUGGGGAAGCAAGUUGAUAACACGUUCACUUGGGUGAUUAAGAAUUUCUCCUCUAUCCAAUCUCAGAAAAUUAGUUGGUCUAAAGAGUUCAUCGUUGGUGGCUGCAAAUGGCGUGUUGCUGCCUACCCCGAAGUUAACAAUGUUACUAAUUACUUAUCCUUGUCUGUGUAUCUGUGCGUUCCUAAUUUUGAGUCGUUGCCUAGUGGUUGGCAAAGGCAUGCCAAAUAUUCCCUAGCUAUAUUAAAUCAACUUUCCGGAGACUUCUACCAACUGGAAGAAACACAACAAUGGUUUGAUCAGAGUAUUCCCGGAUGGGGUUUUCCACCAAUGCUUAACCUUAACGAAAUUUCUGGAAAUGAUGGAGGAUUCCUGGUUAACGACCAAGUCAUUAUUGGUGUUGCGGUAGAUGUUCUUGAAGUUAUUGGCUCAUUAGAUGCAUCAAAGACGUCUGAUGAUUGCAUAGAUGUCAAAGGGUUUCAAGUUCUUCCUUCACAGGUGAAAUCUGUGAACCGUUUGUUUGAGAGACACCCAGAUAUUGCGUCAAAGUUGAGUGUAAAGAACCAAUCUUUGAAGACAGCGUACAUGAAUGUCCUGCUCAACUUGACGGAGACUCUGCACCAGUCACCUAAGGAAAUCUCCAACGAUGAUCUGUCUGAUGCAAAAACUACUCUAACAUGCAUGAAAAAUGUAGGAUUUAAGCUGGAUUGGUUGGAGGAUAAACUUGACGAGAUAUUGAAAAGGGAGAAAGAAGCUGGUGAGAUUCGGAUGGAAAAAAUUGAGCAAGAGUAUAAAGAUUUGAAGCGGAAGUGUUCAAGCCUUGAAGCUCUUCUGAACAAGGAGAAGGCAGAUGUUUUGGCUGCCAGAGCUCCUUUGUCGUUGUUUCAUAACAGUGAUGAUCUAAAGUGGGUCUUACGAUUGAUGUUUGCUUAUCUCGGGGUUUCGGCCAAGCAAGAGUGGAUCUUUGCUAAUAAUAUAGGUUAUGUUGUUGGCGUUUUGCCAGAAAAGUCAUCAUCAUCAUCAUCAAGAUCAAUGGAGAAACAAGUUGCUAAUAGGUUCACUUGGGUGAUAAAGAAUUUUAAAUCUGUGCAAUCCAAGUAUAUCCGUUCUGACGUAUUCGUGGUGAAAUCUUUGAACCGUUUGCUUGAAAAUCACCCCAAAACCGCAGAAAAUGUCCGUACAAAAAACCAAUAUGUGAAGACAGGGUACAUCAAUGCCCUACUCAUCCUGACUGAGACUGUGUGCCGGUCGCCUAAGGAAAUCUCCAACGAUGAACUGGCAGAUGCAUAUGCUUUUCAGGAACCCAUGAAAGAGAUUGGGUUUAUGUUGGACCUCGAAGCUCAGUUGUGGAAGGAGAAUGCAGAAGUUUUGGCUGCCGAAGCUCCCCUCUCGCUGUCUGAUGAUGAUGAUGAAGACGACGAUGAAGAUGUCUGA
Molecule: messenger RNA, 1431 nt
Organism: Capsella rubella
Lineage: Eukaryota; Viridiplantae; Streptophyta; Magnoliopsida; Brassicales; Brassicaceae
Product: MATH domain and coiled-coil domain-containing protein At3g58260
Exons: 8
Coding region: 1-1431 (476 amino acids)
Molecular function (GO): protein binding
Source: RefSeq, a predicted model, not a curated record